This is a messenger RNA of Telopea speciosissima, 1917 nucleotides long. Its product is annotated as sulfate transporter 1.2-like. The transcript is spliced from 13 exons. Gene Ontology annotation, biological process: transmembrane transport. Gene Ontology annotation, cellular component: membrane. Gene Ontology annotation, molecular function: secondary active sulfate transmembrane transporter activity. NCBI's taxonomy places the organism in Eukaryota, Viridiplantae, Streptophyta, Magnoliopsida, Proteales, Proteaceae. Bases 1 to 1917 code for a protein of 638 amino acids. The record is from RefSeq and is a predicted model, not a curated record.
AUGGCUCGUAUUUCCAUUGAAGAGCUUGAGGCAACGGAGAUGGAACUUUUAGAGGACUUGCCAUAUGUUCACAAGGUGGGAAUGCCUGCCAGACAAAAUCUCUUCGACGAAAUCACAGCAACUAUCAAGGAAACUUUCUUUCCAGAUGACCCUUUACGCGAAUUCAAAGGCCAAACUCGUUCGAAAAAGUUUAAGCUAGUUCUCCAAUCAAUUUUCCCAAUAUUAGAGUGGGGGAGAGACUACAAUUUAACAAAGUUCAAAGGAGAUAUUGUUUCCGGACUCACCAUUGCUAGCCUUGCUGUACCCCAGGAUAUUGGAUAUGCAAAGCUUGCAAAUCUUGCUCCCCAAUAUGGGCUUUACACUAGCUUUGUCCCACCAUUGAUAUAUGCCUUCAUGGGAAGUUCGAGAGAUAUAGCCAUUGGACCAGUUGCAGUAGUGUCUCUCCUGAUGGGCACCAUGCUCCGUAGUGUGAUUGAUCCUGUUAAUAUAUAUCAUACAUUACUGAAAUCUAUAUUUUAUGGUCCUGUCUCUAGAUUGGGAUUCUUGGUUGACUUCCUAUCCCAUGCAACUAUUGUUGGGUUUAUGGCUGGAGCUGCCAUUACAAUUGGUCUUCAACAGCUUAAAGGUUUUCUCGGCAUACAAAACUUUACACAGAAUACCGACAUUGUGUCUGUUAUGAGCUCAGUGUUUAGCGCAGCACCUCAUGGGUGGAGCUGGCCGAAUAUACUCAUUGGAGCAUCGUUCUUGAUUUUCCUUCUGGUUACUAAGUACAUUGCAAAGAAGAAGAAGAAGCUUUUUUGGGUGUCUGCAAUUGCACCAUUGACUUCUGUUAUAUUAUCCACUUUUUUUGUGUACAUUACCCAUGCACAGCAAAAUGGUGUUAUAAUUGUGAACCAUAUACAAAAAGGUAUCAAUCCGUCAUCUGUAAAUGAAAUUUAUUUCUCUGGGAAAUACCUAGUGUCAGGUAUUAAGGUUGGUAUCGUGGCUGGUGUGAUAGCAUUAACGGAAUCAAUAGCAAUUGGAAGAACAUUUGCAGCAGUCAAAGACUAUCAACUUGAUGGAAACAAAGAAAUGGUGGCAUUAGGACUGAUGAACAUUGUUGGUUCAAUGACUUCAUGUUAUACUGCGACAGGUUCUUUCUCUCGCUCAGCUGUGAACUACAUGGCAGGUUGUAAAACUGCUGUCUCCAACAUUGUGAUGUCGAUCGUCGUUUUACUAGUUUUAGAACUGAUUACACCUGCCUUUGAGUAUACCCCAAACGCUGUUCUUUCUGCUAUCAUUAUUUCGGCCGUAGUUAGCCUGAUCGACAUUGAGGCUGCACUGCUCAUAUGGAAGAUAGAUAAAUUGGAUUUCAUUGCUUGCCUAGGAGCCUUUCUUGGUGUAGUUUUUUACUCUGUUGAGAUUGGACUCUUGAUUGCAGUUUGCAUAUCCUUUGCUAAAAUACUCCUACAAGUUACAAGGCCACGGACUGCAAUACUUGGAAAUAUCUCCAGAACAACAGUCUAUAGGAACAUCGGACAAUAUCCAGAGGCGACCAAGGUUCCUGGUGUACUUAUUGUGAGAGUUGAUUCUGCAAUUUACUUUUCCAACUCCAACUAUGUCAGGGAGAGGAUAUUGAGAUGGUUAAUAGAUGAGGAAGAGCAACUGAAGGCCAAAGACCUACCAAGAAUCCAGUUCUUGAUAAUUGAGAUGUCACCGGUUACCGACAUUGAUACUAGUGGCAUCCAUGCCUUGGAAGAGUUGCACAGGAAUCUCCAGAAGAAAAAUGUUCGACUUGUCAUAGCAAAUCCUGGGCCGGUGGUGAUGGAAAAACUUCACGCAUCCAAGUUUACAGACAUGAUUGGCGAUGAGAAUAUCUUCGUCAAUGUCGCAGACGCUGUGGCAACAUAUGCUCCUAAGAUGGCAGAAGAAACCUGA